Molecule: messenger RNA, 1488 nt
Organism: Effrenium voratum
Lineage: Eukaryota; Dinophyceae; Suessiales; Symbiodiniaceae
Source: the annotation of a GenBank genome assembly
AUGGCGAUGAUGCGGACCAGGACCAAAAGCCGAGGUAUGUGCCUCUGCCUUCUCGGGAUUGCAUUGGCGCUGCUCGUGCAGCCGAGCACGGACUUUGCUCGAGGAGUUCCUGGGCUGAAGGAGCAUGCAAAACGGCAUGCCGGAGUCGCUCGGCGCGCCGGGGCUGCGCAAGAGGACAACAGUGGCCAGGACCGGCUCGAUCUCGAGGAGGUGGUCGCAGAAGCCAAACGGGUUGUGGACAACGGCACGCUGAAAGACAUGCAAGUGGUCAUGCGAAGAGUGCAGCUGGUAGAUCCAGCAGGGAAGUGGAAGGUUUGGGUUAAUGAGCCCGAAUUGGAGAAGCAGCUACGGAAGUUUGUGGCAGAGGCCAAAGCAGCCAAAACGGCAUUGGAGGAGGACCUGCUCCUGGUGCGACAGCAGCGGAAGACGGGCCAGCGGCAGGUUGAGAGCGCCCAGCGGCAGGUUGAGAGCGCCCAGGAGCAGGAAGCGAUGGCGGUGAGGCGUCUCGCUCGAGCUGCCACCGUCUUGGAGACGGCGGAGGACUCGGGCAAUGCGACAAAGGUGCAGGAGGCCAAGGAGGAGGUGGAGAAGGCGGAGAGGAAGGUGGAGAGGGCGAAGAAGGAGGUCCAGGAGGCGGAGAGGAAGGUGGAGAAGGCGGAGAGGAAGGUGGAGAGGGCGAAGAAGGAGGUGCAGGCGGCAAAGGCAAGCGGCCGGACGAAGGAGUCCGAGGCACGGAGCAGUUGGUGCGAGAAGUUGCUCGCGAAGAAGUUGAAGUUUGGAGCAGCCGACCAACUGCUUGCAACAGUUGGGGCCACAUGGGACUAUUGUGGGAAGGAGGAGCUCCGUGAGCGCAUGCAGAUCCCCAUCCAGAAGCUGCACGAGCAAAAGGGGAAGAACAGUGACAAACAGCUUCAUCCUUUGUUCAUUGCAUUUGCAGGCCCAGGGCAAGGCAAGUCCCGGUUGCUGACAGAGUUCCCGGGCCUGGUCGAGCAGUGCUUGCAGAAUGUGUCUGAAAGGCAGAAACUGAAAUUCAGCAAGCAAACGAGGAGCUUCAUGAUCAGCUGCGAGAACGGCCUCUCUCCCGGGGACUGGGCCACGGAGGAGCUCAAUGCCCGACGCUUUGUGGCAUGCCGCAUGCUGUGGCAGCUGAGGAAUGCAAACAAGGAGGCUUUUCGGGAGGUCGGCGCUCCAACAGACUUUGCCGAAUUCCGCAUCCAAUGCCCUGCCGACCUCACACCCUCGCCUGUGCUUAAGUCUGUGCUGCGUGAUGAGCUCAAUCAUAGCACGGUGGUGAUCGGAGUCGACGGGAUGCAAGGUCUGCCUGGAUUUACCGAGCACAGUGAUGCUGCGGGCAAGGACCUGCCAUUCUAUCAGGUGAUGCAGGAGGUCUGCCGCCUCAUCAACCAAAUCGAAGGUCCCUUUGUCGUAGCUUGUGUGGCCGCUUUGCAAAAUGUCAGGCCCGAGUUUUUCUGGAGCUGCCACGCGUGA